UUGGCUCAGAGGGGACCAGGCCGCGCGUUUCAUUUUUUGGCAUCGAUUUUUGAACUAUGAAGGCCGCAGCUGUCACCGCCCGCGCUCUGGCGCGCGCCCGUGGUGCCCUGUCACCUCUCACCUUGGCACGACGGCCGUUACAUGUCUCAGCCGCCAGGACGGCGGCGAAGGUGAGCCCGGCGGAAUUGACGAAGAUCCUCAGCGAGCGGAUCGCCAACUUCAAGGACCAGGCGGAUGUGCAAGAGGUGGGCCGCGUGCUCUCUGUGGGCGAUGGCAUCGCGCGCAUCUACGGGCUGAAAGGCGUCAAGGCUGGUGAGAUGGUGGAGUUCUCCAGUGGCUUGAAGGGCAUGGCACUGAACUUGGAAACCGACAACGUGGGCGUGGUGGUCUUUGGAGAUGACCGAGCAAUUGUGGAAGGCGACAGCGUGAAAUGCACCGGGACCAUUGUGGAUGUGCCCAUCGGUGAGGAGCUGCUUGGCCGUGUGGUGGAUGCCUUGGGGACCCCCAUCGAUGGCGCGGGGCCCAUCAACACCAAGGAGCGACGCCGCGUGGAGCUCAAGGCGCCUGGCAUUAUCCCCCGGCAAUCCGUGCACGAGCCCAUGACCACGGGGCUCAAGGCCGUCGACUCGUUGAUCCCCAUCGGCCGUGGGCAGCGAGAACUGAUCAUUGGGGACCGACAGACGGGGAAGACGGCCAUCGCCAUUGACACCAUUUUGAACCAGAAGGCCAUUAACUCGUCUCCGGACAAAUCUGCCCACCUCUACUGCAUCUACGUGGCUGUGGGUCAGAAACGUUCCACGGUCGCCCAGCUCUUUGAGAUCCUGCGGAAGAAUGACUGCCUGAAGUACACGACGGUCGUGGCGGCCACUGCUUCUGAUGCGGCUCCUCUGCAGUUCUUGGCACCCUACACGGGCUGUGCUAUGGCGGAGUACUUCAGGGACAAUGGCAAACAUGCGGUGAUCUUCUACGACGACCUGUCGAAGCAGGCCGUGGCCUAUCGUCAGAUGUCGCUGCUGUUGCGGCGUCCUCCAGGCCGAGAGGCCUAUCCAGGUGAUGUCUUCUAUUUGCACUCUCGUCUCUUGGAGCGAGCCGCCAAGAUGAACGAGGACACCCACGGCGGUGGCUCGUUGACGGCGCUGCCGGUGAUCGAGACCCAAGCGGGCGACGUGAGCGCCUACAUCCCGACGAACGUCAUCUCCAUCACGGAUGGUCAGAUCUUCUUGGAGACGGAGCUCUUCUACAAGGGUAUCCGCCCCGCGGUGAACGUGGGUUUGUCCGUGAGCCGCGUGGGCUCCGCCGCUCAGAUCAAGGCCAUGAAGCAGGUGGCAGGUACCUUGAAGUUGGAGCUGGCGCAGUACCGUGAGGUGGCCGCCUUCGCCCAGUUCGGCUCCGACCUGGAUGCGGCCACCCAACACCAGCUGCUGCGAGGCGGCAUUUUGACGGAGCUCCUGAAGCAGAAGCAGUUUGUCCCCAUGACGACGGCGGAGAUCAUCGUAUCCCUCUGGGCGGGCACUCGAGGCUACCUCGACAAGGUGGCGACCAAGGAGAUCCUCCGUUUUGAGGCCCUGUGGUUGAAGCACUUUAAGGACACCAAGGCUGAUGUCCUUAAGGAAAUCAUGACGAAGAAGCAGAUCACCCCUGAAAUCGAGGGUUCCAUCAAGUCGGCGAUGGACGAGUUUUUGGGCAUGAACGAGUUCGAGAGCCGUGCUUCUUAAGCAAGGUGAGCAGAUGAGUGGCAGGCGGUGCAAGGCAAUGAUAGCAGUGAUAGCAACAAAUUCAAUAGUUAACAGCCGAACGCAAUUUCCCC
Messenger RNA from Durusdinium trenchii, 1807 nucleotides. NCBI's taxonomy places the organism in Eukaryota, Dinophyceae, Suessiales, Symbiodiniaceae. The record is from the annotation of a GenBank genome assembly.